This is a messenger RNA of Zootoca vivipara (common lizard), 5005 nucleotides long. Its product is annotated as transmembrane protein 229B. Lineage: Eukaryota; Metazoa; Chordata; Lepidosauria; Squamata; Lacertidae. The record is from RefSeq and is a predicted model, not a curated record.
CUUCGCGAACAGCUGGAAGACGGAGGAGCGCGGAGCUGGAUCCCCGGCUCCGCCUGACACACGUGGUCUCAGGAUGGGUGGAUCAGCCCACACUUGACAUUCAAGUCUUGCGUCCAAGCAGGAAAAGGAGCACUACUCACAGGCAAGCUUCCCAGCUCUCGUCAUUGUGUCUCCUGGGCGGGAUACUUCCUGGCAGAGUUUUUGUGCGCACACACACACACACACACACACACACACACACCGACCCCACAGUGGAUGCAAAGACCCAUUUGGGGCACCGGAGCUGGAAAUAGGAUUUUUUCCACCCUGCUCCAGCCACUGGACAACACUCCUUCUUCCAGAGCUGAGAAGAGGUCCAGAAGUUUCUCCUCUACCUCCAUCGGGCCAUCUACGUGAGCAAAGCAGAAAUCUGCAGCAGCGAAUCAGGGCUCGCCAGCCAUGGGGAGCCCCGGCGAGCCGCUGAGCCGCUUCUGGCGCUGGUACAUCUACGCCAUCCACGGCUACUUCUCGGAAGUGAUGUUCACGGCCGCGUGGUCCUUUGUGGUGGACCGGGACUGGAAGUUCCAGGGGGUGACCAGCGUGUGGGCCCUCUUCAUCUACGGGACCUGUGGCCUGGCCCUCGAGCGCCUCUACGUCCUGCUCAAGGGCCGCAGCUUCCUGGUGACCCGCUGCGCCAUCUACACCCUGUGCAUCUACCUCUGGGAGUUCUCCACCGGUUAUGCGCUGCAAUGCUUCAACGCCUGCCCCUGGGACUACAGCCACUACCGCUACAACUUCAUGGGGCUCGUCACCCUGGAAUACUGCCUCUUCUGGUUCGUCGGCGCCCUCCUGCUGGAGAAAAUCGUCAUCCGCAACGCCCUGCGGCUCAGGCUGGAGGCGGCCGGCAGCUCCCAAGGGCGCCCUUUCCCCAGGUUUGAACUGAAAGACGACUGAGUUCAGGGUAGCUCAGGGCGGAGAGAGAACCAGGGAUAUUGAGAUCAAAGACAGUCAUACUCCAUCCUUUUCUUCCCCUGGACAAAUCCACGGAGGGGACGGCUAUCGAUGGCUACCACCCACGAUGGCUGUGCUCUGCCUCCAUGGUCAGAAGCAGCGAUGCUUCUGAAGGCCCGUUGCCGGAAGCCGCAGGUGGGGAGAGUUGUUCUCGCACUCAAGUCCCACUUCUGGGUUUCCGACGGGCAUCUGGUUGGCCACAGGGUGUUGGGCUGGCUGCGCCCCGAUCCAGCAGGCUUCUUCUUCUUCUUCUUUGCAAUAUAUCCCGAGCCUUUCUUUCCCUUCUUGCAAGGUGAGGGGGAAAGAGCGUCUGAACUCUUCCGACUUUUGAGUUUGAUCCAUGCGUUCGAAUCCUCCGCCACCAGCCGCAGAGCUCACUGGGUGACCUUGGACUCUGGGGACGGUCUCCCGCUUUCACCUACCUCACAGGGUUGUUGUGAGAAGAAGGCAGUCAACGGCGCGAUCCUGGAGCCGUGGCAGAAAGGUCUCUCGCAGGAUCGGAAGGAUUGAACCUGGGACCUUCUGCAGGCCAGGCAAAUGCUCUAACCACUGAGCCACAGCUCUCCCCCUGGAAUCAUAGACUUGCAAGCAUUUCAGCUCCCUCGUACAAUGAGCUGGUCUCUCAGCGUAUAGGAACACUGGGAGCUCCCUUAUGCCGGGGCAAGAGAUGGGUCUGUUUAGCUCAGUAUUGUCAACACUGGCCUCCCUUGGCUCUGCAGGGGUUCAAAGGGGAGACAUUUCCAGCCCUGCCUGGGGUUUUCUUUUUCUUUUUCUUUAUUUAUUAAAUAUGCUGCUGUGGAAUGAACUUGGGUCCUGUUCCUGCAUGCACAGCAGUCGCAACACCCCUGAUUCGCGACUCGUCCCCUAAAAAUAUACUAAGAUGCCGGUUCUUCUUGAUUCUGAAUAAAGGGAUGGUUUAAUAGACACAGAGGAAGCGGCCUUAGAGCAAACCAGUCCAUUGGGCCAUGUACCUCAGUACUGUCUACUCUGACUGGCAGCAGCUCCGCAGGUUUUCAUGCAAAGCAGAUGCUCUAACACUAAGCCACGACCUUUGCCCAAAGUGCCUACGCCAGGGUUUCCCAACCUUGGGUCACUGUUUUUGGACUACACUUCCCAUUCAUUCCUGGGCACUGGUCCUGCUAGCAAGGGAUGAUGGGAGUUGUAGUCCAAAACCAGCUGGAGAACCAAGUUUGGGGAAAUCUGGCCUACACAAUUUACUCCUGUGGCUUAUUUGCACUCUCGCCAUGGGCAGCCUCCCGUUCCUUCUCGAGCUCUUGAAGCCACGUUGGAGGAGGGUGGAGGGUUUGGAGUGGCUCAGAACCCCUCCCCCCCCAGCCUGCCUGGGCCCUGGGUUGGUCCAGCCCUCCAUCCUCUCAGGUCAACAGUGUCACUGCGCAACCAGGGCCAGGGAUGAGUGUUUGGACCUUUCUGAUUCACACCAGCUGAGAAAAUUCACAGGGAAAAGCCUUAUGGUGUUACUCAGAAAAGGGGAGAGAAAUGCCCCAUGGGUGCCGGCUGCAAUCGUUUGAAGGGGUAAGGCAGCCAUAGGCAAACUUGGCCCUCCAGAUGUUUUGGGACUACAACUCCCAUGAUCCCUAGCUAACAGGACCAGUGGUCAGGGAUUAUGGGAAUUGUAGUCCCAAAACAUCAGCAGGGCUGAAUUUGCCUACGCCUGGGGUAAGGGGUAGAGGUGGCAAUCAAAACACCCAAAUAAAACACACCUGACUGAAAAUCCAGACUGUUUGCAGUAAGGAAAGUAACAGGGAAGCAUGAAAUAACACGUGCUUUGAUGCAACGUCAUCUAACAUAUCCCCACAAACAAAGCAGUGCAAGUGCUCAAUAAGCAGGUCAUCUGGAAGUGUCCUCGCUUGACCCAAGCCCACAUUUUAAAAUAAAAUCAGAAAGGGCUUGAGGAUGAGUGUUCGACAAACAGGCUGCCUGUGCUUCAUCAGCCAUCCAGCAGAGGGUGGUGUUGUUGUACUUUGAGAGCAGGCGAGGUGGUCCAGCAGCGAGCGGGAAGUUUUGCAAGCUCUGCAAAAAGUUGGUUUAUUUCUCUGCAGAGUCACGCUCUCUUGGCUUGCAGCUUUCACAGGCAACUUGUGCACACAUGCCAGGAAAACACUCACGUUCUACCCCCCCACACCUUUUAACCCUGAGCAUUGCCAGAACUUUUGCGUAUCCAAUCUGUGUUUUCGGAGCAGAAAGCAAAGGAAAGCAUUGUGACCCAGAAGCAUGCCACUGGAUGAAGCGCUGCAACAGGAGAGAUUGCAUGCAAUUAUAAUUAUUAUAAUUAUGAUUAAUUGGGUUCUGAUUAUGGGCUUCUCAGAAGAGGCAUCUGGUCGGCCGCUGUGAGAACAGGAUACAGGACCAGGUGGGCCACAGACUUGAUCCUGCAGGCCUCUUCCUAUGUUCUUGUGACUUCAGUGUGAGGCGCAGCUAAGGAAACAUCUUUGUCAUUUGCACGAAAACACACAAACCCCAGACCCUCCAAGUGUCCCUAUUUUCCAGGGACAGCCGCCGAUUUACGGAAGCCAUUCUGGUUUCUGAUUUGAUCCCGGAAUGUCCUGCUUUUCCUUAAGCCGUCCAGACAGCUGGAUCGAGGUGGGUCGGGACUGCUGAUUCUUUUAGAUUUGUCAGCAGCCUUUGACAUGGUCGAUCACGAACUUUUGGACCACCGCCUUACCGACGUGGGGAUUCAGGGCACAGUCCGACAAUGCCUGCGCUCCUUUAUCUCAAAACAAAAUAAAAAAAAUUCCUUCCAGUAGCACCUUAGAGACCAACUAAGUUUGUCAUUGGUAUGAGCUUCCGUGUGCAUGCACACUUCUCAAGUGGGCACUAGGGAAGGCAUUGUUGUCAAGGCACUCACUCCUUGGUGUGUGGUGACCUGAAGGUGCAAUCCUUUCCCCGAUGCUUUUUAAUACCUUUAUGCGUCCCCUUGCCCAGAGAUUGUCCAGAGUUUUGGGCUGGGUUGUCAUCAAUAUGCUGAUGACACCCAGAUUUAUCUGUUGAUGGACGGCCGCCCUGCCUCGCCCCGGACACACUGACCAGGUGCUUGGAAGCUGUGGCUGGAUGGCUACGUGGGAGUUGGUUGAAGUUAAAUCCUUCGAAGACGGGGGUCCUCUGGCUGGGUCGGGACAACAUGGGGUUAUGGGGCCAACUCCCACCUCUUGCGGGGACUCAAUUAGUGCCAGUGCCUUCUGUCAAUAGCUUGGGUGUAACCUUCGACGCCUCCCUUUCUAUGGAGGUGCAGGUUGCAGCCACAGCAAAGGUGGCAUUUUUCCAUCUCCGCCGUAUCAAGCAGUUACCUCUCUCGCCCUGAUCUGGCCACAGUGAUCCAUGCGAUGGUCACCUCUAGGCUUGAUUAUUGUAACUCGCUCUACGCGGGGCUGCCCUUGAAGCUGACCCAGAAACUCCAGCGGGUGCAGAAUGCCGUGGAAAGGCUCCUUACGGGGUCCUUGCCGCAGGAUCACAUUCAUCCAGUGUUUUACCAGCUGCACUGGCUCCCGGUGGAGUACAGGGUCAGGUUUAAGGUGCUGGUUUUGACCUUUAAAGCCCUAUGCGGCCUAGGACCCUCGUACCUAUGGGGCCGCCUCUCCUGGUAUGCCCCACGGAGGACCUUAAGGUCUGCAAAUAACAACACUUUGGAGGUCCCAAGCCUCAAGGAGGUUAGAUUGGUUUCCAACUAGGGCCAGGGCCUUUUCAGCACUGGCCCCGACAUGGUGGAACACUCUGUCACAAGAGACCAGGGCCCUGCGGGAUUUGACAUCUUUCCGCAGGGCCAGGAAGGCAGAGCUGUUCCGCCUGGCCUGGCCUUCAGCUUAGACUCACUCUGACCCCUUAUAUGGGAUCUGGUAUAUAAAUUUUCCCUUGGCGUUUUUGCUGGCCCAUAUGGGACCAGCAUGGAUAGCUGGCUCGGGUGAAUAUCUGAUGUUUCCUCCCUUUAUGGUCUUGAUUCAUGGGCUCUUACUAAAAUGAGGCUGCAUUUUAAGCUGUAUUUUAAUUAACUGGGUUUUUU